UCUCAUGACCUUUGAAAGGUAUUCUGUGGGGUUCCACCUUGGGACCCAUUCUUAGAUCAACUUUGUUUGGACUGAAUCAGCAGCUCGAAGACUGGAACACCCUUUUGGGCAAGAGUUACUCGCGGUGUCUCAGAAACAUGGGCUUCGGGCACUCGAAGGCUCAUAGCCAAGUGACCAAAGUCGCCCCGAUGCCCACCAAAGAGGUGGCACACCAGGCACUGGGGAGUGUGGCUGUGUAUGGAUUCCAGAGUCCUUUGAGGGAGAGGAGUUCUGGCUCCCUUGCUUCCCUGACGGAGAGGAAUUCAUUUUCGGAGAGGCAUCUUCCUCCCCUGCGGGAAACAUGGUAUGCAAGAUACCCACCAGUAACCGGUCCCAAUCCGCUGGAUCUCAAGACGGAAGAGGGAGAAGCCAGCAUCAUCAAACGGCACCCACCUCGUCGACCACAAAAGCUGGAGCCUCUCAUGCUUUCAAAAGACAUCCCUUUGGACAAAUUUUCGGGGCAGCUGACUGGGACGGCAGCUUGGACACCACAGGAGCUGGAGAACAGAGGACCGGCUGUUCCGAACUCCACUGGAAGAAGACGGCAACACCUGCACAAAAUGAAGAUGCUGGAAAUGCGCCAAGAGGCAGAACGGAAGAGGCGGCUGCGCCAAGAGGCGACCCUCGCCAAACCGAAACGGAGGGACUUCAAAAUCCAGCAGAUGCCAGGCCACGUCCCGCAAGAUGACACCUCAGAUGAAGAACACCUGUUUGUCCUCAAGCAGGACAGAGAUCUUGGUGUUGGUCCUUGGGCUGCGGAAACCCUUCAAGGGCUUGGACUACCCGAGACUCAUCCGGGACAGAUGAGUAAAGUGGAGUCAUGGCUGCUGAACCAGCAGGCCCGGAGCGGGGGAUCGUUUUGGGAUGCUUGCAGCACCGACUCCGAUAGCUGGAAAGGAUCGGACGAGGGGUGGCUCUCUCGGAGACCAGCCUUAGUGAGGACCAAGACGGAGCGGAUCCAGCUCUUUGACGAGUUCUUCGAUCGAGAGUUCUGAUCUGCAGCCGCCGGAAUGAGGCCGUCUGGGGGG
Messenger RNA from Heteronotia binoei (common prickly gecko), 1067 nucleotides. It is a transcript of the gene CCDC198, whose product is annotated as coiled-coil domain containing 198. The record is from RefSeq and is a predicted model, not a curated record. Bases 138 to 1034 code for a protein of 298 amino acids. Lineage: Eukaryota; Metazoa; Chordata; Lepidosauria; Squamata; Gekkonidae. The transcript has 6 exons.